GUCCACCAGCCAAAAGAUAGAUACCAUGGAAACAAAGACUUGCAGAAACUGCUGGCCCUCUGUAUUUGAGAUAGAUAUCUAGGGUUGAGCUGUUCCACCUGGACUUCAGCAGCAGUCAAAGUACAUAUCUAAAGGAUUAUCCCUUAGAUGAACGUGGACUUAUCCACUGUCAGCUUGAACAAGAAAGAUUUCUAGCAUCCACCUGAGUGACAGAUUUAUUUAAGAGUCAGAAUGAAUCCAAAAAUUUCAGUGGGAUAUAUUCUGUUGCUACUCUACCAGUGUGGACUAUGGACAACAGCAGAAAAGGCCUUUGAACUGGCUAAUUCACACCUGCUUCCUACAGGAGGACACAGAAAACUCAUCAAUAUUAAUGCAGAAGGGUUUCCAAGGGACUGCAGUGAGAUUUUUAAACAGUCUGAAGAAAAUGCCAAAGACGGUCUUUAUGUCAUUCAGCCAGCGAAGGAGCCCAUUGGUGUAUACUGUAAUAUGCAAGAUGGUGGCUGGACAGGAAUUCAGCAUAUUACAGCCAACAGCACUGUAGAUUUUGAUAGGACAUGGCAGGACUACAAAUAUGGAUUUGGCUCACUUGAUGGUAACUACUGGUUAGGGAAUGAAUAUAUGCAUCAGUUAACCAGCUCUCCAACACCAUAUACACUUAGGAUUAAACUUGUAGACCUAAAUGCUCAAAUCAAGUGGGGAGAAUAUGAACCAUUCCACAUAGAAAGUGAAGCAUCUCAAUACAGGAUCAGGCUUGGUCUGUAUAGAGGUAGUGCUGUUGAUGCCCUGUGUCAGGAUACUGAAGCAUAUCUCCAUGAUAACCAGAAGUUCACCACAAAAGACAGAGAUAAUGACAACUAUUUUCAAAACUGUGCCAAGCUAGAGUACAAUGGUAUAGCUGGUGGUGGCUGGUGGUAUGAUGCUUGUGCUGGAGCAAAUUUAAAUCGCAGGAAUGUGAUAUACUGGCAACAGGACUGCAACAAAACACAUAUGUGUAAGUAUGCUUGGAUGAUGGUCAAACCUGUUGACCAAUCUGUUGACCACCACCAAGACUGCUCCAAGGUUUGUCCAUCUCAGAAAGAUGAACUGUAAACAACACCAUGAAAUUAAACUGAGAGUGAGAUGUGCUUGUUCU
Messenger RNA from Sceloporus undulatus (fence lizard), 1132 nucleotides. Its product is annotated as fibrinogen-like protein 1-like protein. The coding region runs from base 232 to 1089 and encodes 285 amino acids. The transcript is spliced from 3 exons. NCBI's taxonomy places the organism in Eukaryota, Metazoa, Chordata, Lepidosauria, Squamata, Phrynosomatidae. The record is from RefSeq and is a predicted model, not a curated record.